CAUGAUCUCGCGCACAAUGAACACAGAAACACCUGCGGACAGAACCGCGCAUGCUGCUCCCAGCAUUGCGCAUGCUAUGUUCUACCUUCCGGAGCUCCUGGACGCCAUCUUUAGAGCAGGAGAUCUCCCUAAAAGUGACCUCCGACGCCUUUGUCUCGUUUCUCGGGCCUGGAAGGACGCGGCCGAACCCGUGCUAUGGGAAACUCUUGACAGUCUGCGUCCGCUGCUCAACCUCCUCCCCGAUGACGCGAUACCAUCGCGUCAUGCUUACCGUUAUACUCCUCCACUCGAGGUCUAUCAGGAUGAAGAGGGGGUCCUGCGCGAGCGAAGGCGGGAACUAGUGCCCGAGGACUGGUCGGUCUGGAGGAGGCUCGCGAGACUCGUUCGCUUCAUUCACAUCGACUUUGCGAUUUAUCUCGAGGACCAGCAGCGGAUUUUGCGGUGUCCGCCUGGCGCGUUCCUUCUGCCAAGGCUGCGGGCGAUAGAGCUGCGCUCGCGGCAAUUUACCCCAAUCGACUCUGCAUUUCUCCGGCUUUUGCUCGCGCCUACGAUCACGGAGGUCUGCCAGCAUCAGAACUUCCUCCCCGCGACCUCCUGGUCAUACAUCGUUGCCUCCCUGCCUAGUCUCACUCACUUCAGACUGCGCACAGAAGAUGCGAGCGCGGAAUUCUGUAGUGCGCUCGUGAAGGCGCUGGAUGCCCGUCCCACGCUGCAGCGCGUUUCUCUAACGUUCGAUUCUGCAAACAGCAGCGCGGGCCUUCUUCCGAGCCUCGCGACAUGUCCCGCGCUGCACGAUCUGCGUAUCUACGCGAUGGACACGAACGAUGACGAUCGGCGUGCUGUUGUUCCAUGCCAGGGCUUCAGCGCGCUCAAGCAUCUUUCUUGCAUCGGGACGUCGCUCCCCUUCCUCUACUCUGUCCUCUCCUCCCGACCCGCCCUCCCGCUCAGCACGCUCGACGCCGACGUCCGCAUGCGCGCCCCCGCCGACCUUCACGCGCUCCUCAGCACGAUCAGCGCGCACGUCGACCGCGGCGCGCUCACGCAGAUCGAGGUCGCGAACGCGCGCUGGGAUUUCGAGCACGUACCGACCCCCCUAAGUCCGGACGCCCUCCGCGCGCUCGCUGGUUUCCGCGCGCUGACCGUCCUCGCGCUCGGCAGGAUCUCCGCGCUCGCGCUCGCGGACGCAGACUGGCGCGAGGCCGCGGGCUGGUGGCCGGAGCUGGAGCACCUGCGUAUCGAGAUGGACCGCGCGGCCGAUCCCGCGGGCGCGUGCCCGCUCGCCGCGCUCGGCCACCUCGCGCGCGGCUGCCCGCGCCUGGUGCACCUAGAGAUGCCCGUCGACGCUACCGUGGUCCCGGGCGCUGUCGAUGCGUCGUCUGUCUCGCACGCCAUCGACGCGUCGUCUGUUUCGCACGCUGUCGACGCAUCGGCUGGGUCCCGUGCGACUUGCCUGGAGCUCUUCAUCUGCCCGCGCAUGUCGCCCAUUGCGGACGCGGGCGUGGUAGCGAGAUACCUCGCAGGGAUAUUCCCGGCGCUGCAGGCCGUCGUGGUCAAGUCAUCGACGGUCUUACGACAGCACACGCGAGACGUGAGAGAGCACUUCUCCAUUCGUCACGGUGUUCAAGGUAGGGCCAGCGGUUUGCGUGCAUAUCAGGAGGUUGGCUGA
Schizophyllum commune H4-8 is the source of this 1666-nucleotide messenger RNA. RefSeq lists its product as uncharacterized. Gene Ontology annotation, molecular function: protein binding. The record is from RefSeq and is a predicted model, not a curated record. The transcript has 3 exons. Lineage: Eukaryota; Fungi; Basidiomycota; Agaricomycetes; Agaricales; Schizophyllaceae. The annotation marks the transcript as partial.